UCUGCCAGCAGCUGGAUCCAUAUCUGAUGGGAGCCCCAGGACUCAGGUGGAUCCAGUGACAGACAUGGCCAUGGCCCUGAGGGGACCCUACCCUUUGCUCUUCCUGACACUUGUCCUGCUGGUAACCUGCCUGGCCCAGAUCAUCAGACCACCUGACAGCUACCAAAACUUUGUGAGCGAACACGUUGAUUUCCCCAAGACCAGAUCCCCCAAUGGCCAGAGCUACUGCGACCACAUCAUGCGGCUCCUGAGCCAGAACAUGGCUGCCUGCAAACUCACCCACACCUUCAUCCACGCCUCCGCCAACCGGCUCCGGGCCAUCUGCACCAGCAGAGGGAGAUGCAACCAAUACAAUGAAUGUAACAGCAACACAGCCUACCCCCUCACCACCUGCUGGCUGGACAGCCCUCCCCGCCCACCGAGCUGUGUCUACAGGGGAAUACCCCAGAUCCGCAGGAUCCGUGUGGUCUGUAACUGGGGGUUGCCUGUGCGCUUCCUCAGAGUCCUGUAGAGCCCAGGUGCUGGCCAUGGGCUGGGAGGUGGGGGUCCCCUGCUCCCCCUUUUGCUUCUGUUGUUGGGGGCUCUCCUGCCCCAACCCUGACCUUCCUCGACAGUGCCUGCCAUGCAACUCCACAGGGACAUUCAGCGUCUCCUCUUAUCCCAUGGGUUGGCAGCUUGGGGCCUUCAGGUGUGGGGGGGUUCCCACUCUGGGUGCCUGGUUCCCAUCCACAUGAUUGAAAAUCCAGGCCCCCAGCUCCCCUGACUGGCACUGAGACCCUCAGCCUGGGCCCAGCGCCCGCCUCGCUGGGUGCCCGUUACACAAUACAGCCGCCUCCUCCCACCCUGCAUCCAUUGGGUAUCGGGGGCAUGUUGUGGGGAGAAAAUUGUCCCAGGCGGGGACCUGGAAGCUGUCACUGAGCUUUGUUUCAUCGCUGCUUCUUGCAAUAAAACACUUUCCUGAU
Molecule: messenger RNA, 962 nt
Organism: Trachemys scripta elegans
Lineage: Eukaryota; Metazoa; Chordata; Testudines; Emydidae
Gene: RNASE12
Product: ribonuclease A family member 12 (inactive)
Exons: 2
Coding region: 65-511 (148 amino acids)
Molecular function (GO): nucleic acid binding
Source: RefSeq, a predicted model, not a curated record